AUGGAUUUAAUAGAAAAUUUAUCCGAAAUAAAAGAAGAUAUUCUUCAACGAUUACAACAUUUAAAAAAUGUUCCAAAACGUCUUGAAAAUCCUAAUAUAUAUCAUUUAGAUAUUGGUGCUAUGUAUCCAAAUAUAAUUUUAACAAAUCGUUUACAACCAUCAGCUAUUGUUGAUUCAACAAGAUGUGCACAAUGUGAUUUAAAUCGUCCAAAUGCACGUUGUCAACGUAAAAUGGAUUGGAUAUGGCGUGGAACAUAUAUUCCAGCUACACGUAAUGAAUUACAACAUAUUCAAUUACAACUUGAAAAUGAACGAUUUUCAUUUAAUGGACAAUCAAUUCAAAAAAAAAUCAUUUCUAAUAAUAAUGCUGUAUUAUUUCAUGAAUUACCACAAGAAACUCAAUUAUCAAUUGAACGUAAACGUUUAGCUGAUUAUUGUCGUAAAGCAUAUAAAAAAACAAAUGCAGCAAAAAAAGAUGAUCUUAAUGAAGCUAAACGAUAUAAUAAUUUAAUUGUUAUUUAUGAUUCAUUACAACUUGCACAUAAAUGUAUUCUUAAUUCAUUUUAUGGUUAUGUCAUGCGAAAAGGUUAUUUUAAAAUGUGCUCGUUGGCAUCGAAUGGAAUGGGUGGUAUUGUAUGUACAACAGGUUCAACUAUCAUCAAACGUACUCGAGAACUUAUUGAACAAAUUGGACGACCACUUGAACUUGAUACAGAUGGUAUAUGGUGUGUAUUACCAGCAACAUCUCCUGAAAAUUAUGAAUUAAUAAUACGUGAUCCAUCACGUCCAAAAGUUGUUAUAUCUUAUCCAUGUAGUUUAUUAAAUUUAAUUAUUAAAGAUCAUUAUACAAAUGAUCAAUAUCAUGAACCUUAUUUAGCUAUGAUAUUGCCAGCAUCAAAAGAAGAAGGAAAGCGUAUAAAAAAACGUUAUUGUGUAUUUAAUAUGGAUGGUACUAUAGCCGAAUUAAAAGAUUUCGAAGUAAAAUGUAAUGGUGAAUUACAAUUAAUAAAAAUUUUUCAAGCAAGUGUUUUCGAAGCAUUUCUUAAAGGAACAACACUUGAAGAAUAUUAUAAUCAUGUUGCAACUAUUGCUGAUUAUUGGCUUGAUAUGUUAUAUUCACAUGCAAAAGAUAUAUCGGAUAAAGAAUUAUUUGAAUUAAUUUCAGAACGAAGAACUAUGUCAAGAAUGUUAUCCGAUUAUGGAGAACAAAAAUCAACAUCUAUUUCGACAGCUAAAAGACUUGCUGAAUUUCUCGGUGAAGAUGUUAUUAAAGAUAAAGGUCUUUGUUGUCGUUUUGUUAUUGCUAAUGUUCCAUGUGAUGCACCUGUUACUGAACGUACUAUUCCAUUCCAGUACCACGUUUUAUAUAAACAAAAACGUAUAACUGAUGUAUUUAAUUCAAUUGAUAAACAAACUCAUAUAGAUAAUAAUGAACAACAAUUAAUAUUAACAAAUGAUAUUGAAGAUAUAGGUCAACAAACAGAAUCAUCAAUAAAAUUAAUAAAAAAAACAACAACAAAAACAUUAAAACGUAAACGUGAGGAUUUAAAUGAUAAAACCACAACACGUCAAUGGAGAAUUGUUCUUGGUCCACCACCAUCAUUUGGUCAAACAACAAAUCAACAUAUUAAAUGGCUUAGUUAUCAAAAACGUAAAUGGGAAAUACAACAUGAACAACGACAUCAACCAUCAAUAAUAUCAGAUAAAAUUCAAUUAUCAACAAAACAAAAAACUUCAGCUGAUGGUAAAAUUGAUACAUAUAUUCGUCGUGCAGCUGAACAUUUGCAUACACGUCCAUGGCAAAUCAUAUCAUAUGAAUUAACUGGUCAAAUAGGUAUAUUUAAAGCUUGUUGUUUAGUUAAACAUGAAUUAGUACAAAUUAAAAUAAAAGUUCCAAGAAUAUUCUAUGUUAAUUAUCGUACAUCAAUUGAAAAUAAUAAUAAUAAUACACAUGAACAAUUAAAACAAACCCAACGAUCAAGUGGUUAUGAACGUACAAUUAAUAAUUGUUCAAAACAUGUUAAUCGUUUAUUACUACGUUAUAUAAUGACAGAUUUAAGUAAUCCAAAUAUUGAAGGUGUUUAUGAAAUGAAUGUACCAUUAGAUUUUCGUUUACUUGUUACACUUGGUUUUGAAAAAAAUAGUUUAUAUAAACAAAAACGUAUAACUGAUGUAUUUAAUUCAAUUGAUAAACAAACUCAUAUAGAUAAUAAUGAACAACGAUUAAUAUUAACAAAUGAUAUUGAAGAUAUAGGUCAACAAACAGAAUCAUCAAUAAAAUUAAUAAAAAAAACAAAAACAUUAAAACGUAAACGUGAUGAUUUAAAUGAUAAAACAAUAACACGUCAAUGGAGAAUUGUUCUUGGUCCACCACCAUCAUUUGGUCAAACAACAAAUCAACAUAUUAAAUGGCUUAAUUAUCAAAAACGUAAAUGGGAAAUACAACAUGAACAACGACAUCAACCAACAAUAAUAUCAGAUAAAAUUCCAUUAUCAACAAAACAAAAAACUUCAUCGGAUGGUAAAAUUGAUACAUAUAUUCGUCGUGCAGCUGAACAUUUACAUACACGUCCAUGGCAAAUAAUAUCAUAUGAAUUAACUGAUCAAAUAGGUAUAUUUAAAGCUUGGUGUUUAGUUGAACAUGAAUUAGUACAAAUUAAAAUAAAAGUUCCAAGAAUAUUCUAUGUUAAUUAUCGUACAUCAAUUGAAAAUAAUAAUAAUAAUACACAUGAACAAUUAAAACAAACUCAACGAUCAAGUGGUUAUGAACGUACAAUUAAUAAUUGUUCAAAACGUGUUAAUCGUUUAUUACCACGUUGUUCACAAGCUUAUUAUUUAUAUGAAUAUCGUUUAGAUGAAAAUCAUUUUCAUGAUUAUUAUACAGAUAUAAUGACAGAUUUAAGUAAUCCAAAUAUUGAAGGUGUUUAUGAAAUGAAUGUACCAUUAGAUUUUCGUUUACUUGUUACACUUGGUUGUAUAUGUUCAUUACGUAAAGAACAAUAUCGUACAAAUAUACUUUCAAAUUUAUAUCAAUAUGAUGAAUUAGAAUUUUUAUCAUUAUCAGAACAAACAUAUUUACAAGCAGGAACAUUACAAUGUAUUUAUUUAUAUAUACAUCAAGAUAAUGGAAAAUUAUUUAUUGCUUUAUUUAUACCAAAUAAUUGUCGUGUAUUUAUUGGUAUUUUGGAUAGUAUUAGAGAAAAUCAUAUGCCAAAUUUAAAUAAAUUAUUAAAAAAUGAAUGUGAAAAAAGACUUCAAAAAGGUAUUGAUACAAAUUUAUUACCAAUAAAUGAACAUCAAUUUGAAGUUAAAGUUGAUAUGGAUAUAGAAAAUAUUUGGAAAAGAUUUAAUAAAAUUAUUUCAAAUCGUAAGUAA
This is a messenger RNA of Rotaria sp. Silwood2, 3375 nucleotides long. NCBI's taxonomy places the organism in Eukaryota, Metazoa, Rotifera, Eurotatoria, Philodinida, Philodinidae. The record is from the annotation of a GenBank genome assembly.